Molecule: messenger RNA, 1608 nt
Organism: Myodes glareolus (Bank vole)
Lineage: Eukaryota; Metazoa; Chordata; Mammalia; Rodentia; Cricetidae
Gene: Kctd1
Product: potassium channel tetramerization domain containing 1
Biological process (GO): protein homooligomerization; negative regulation of DNA-templated transcription
Cellular component (GO): nucleus
Molecular function (GO): transcription factor binding; transcription corepressor activity
Source: RefSeq, a predicted model, not a curated record
CUGCCGUCGGCCCUCCCUCGUGCCCGCCCGGGCCCGCGCGCCGGCUCUACUGGAGGGACAGUCGGCCCAAUAUGUCAAGACCUCUGAUCACUAGAUCCCCCGCAUCGCCACUGAACAACCAAGGCAUUCCCACUCCAGCCCAGCUCACCAAGUCCAAUGCACCGGUCCACAUUGAUGUGGGCGGCCACAUGUACACCAGCAGCCUGGCCACCCUCACCAAAUACCCCGAGUCCAGAAUCGGAAGACUGUUUGAUGGUACAGAACCCAUUGUUUUGGACAGUCUCAAACAGCACUAUUUCAUCGACAGAGACGGACAGAUGUUCAGAUAUAUCUUGAAUUUUCUACGAACAUCAAAACUCCUCAUUCCUGAUGAUUUCAAGGACUAUACUUUGUUAUAUGAAGAGGCAAAAUAUUUUCAACUUCAGCCAAUGUUGUUGGAGAUGGAACGAUGGAAACAGGACAGAGAAACUGGCCGCUUUUCACGGCCCUGUGAGUGCCUCGUGGUGCGUGUGGCCCCGGACCUUGGAGAAAGGAUCACCCUCAGUGGGGACAAGUCCUUGAUAGAAGAAGUCUUUCCAGAGAUCGGGGAUGUGAUGUGCAACUCGGUCAAUGCAGGCUGGAAUCACGACUCCACACAUGUCAUCAGGUUUCCACUAAACGGCUACUGUCACCUCAACUCAGUCCAGGUCCUCGAGCGGUUGCAGCAGCGAGGAUUUGAAAUUGUGGGCUCCUGUGGGGGAGGAGUGGACUCGUCCCAGUUCAGUGAAUACGUCCUCCGCCGGGAGCUGAGGCGGAUACCCCGCGUACCCUCAGUCAUCCGGAUAAAACAGGAGCCACUGGACUAAACAGACAUAUUUCUUAUGCAAAAAGAAAACAUACACAACCUAACAAUAUGCGAAAAGGAACAUUUGUGUGCAGCUGGGGCAGUAAACCAAGCUCUGCAGCUACCACUGAAUAAAAGACGUUUCUAUGCUCUGGAAAUCACACCUGUAUUCAUAUGGGAACAAUUGGAAUCAUGAUAUCCUGAAGAUGUAAAAAAAUAUAUAAAUAUAAAUAUAUAUAUAUAUGUCAAAAGGUAGGAAAUGCAGAGAGAGAGAGAGAGCUACAGUGGGUGCUGCGAUGGCCACGCGUGCCCUGGGCCUCUGAGGUCUCUGUCCAGUAAAUAAGCCAUGACAGGGAGGACAGAGUCUCCUUGUGCUGCCAAUUGCCAACAGUCAUCCGUUGUUUCUCUUUUCCUUUAUCUUUCUUCCUUUUCUUUUUUUUUUCUUUUAAACAAACAAAACAAAACACCUCGGCUGGUGUUUCUUUGCAAGUGGAGGUGUCAUGUUUCAUCAGGUAGGGACCAGGAGGGAAUCCGAGGACCACUGGAGCACACGGCAUCGGACGUACACAGACAGGACACUUGAACUGCGGUUUUUACAGGAGGGGCACUUUUUUGUCCGCCUCCCAACUGUGACCUUUCCUUGUUUUUAUGGUGAUUGUUGAUCAUUUGGCAGAGGGGCCAGAGCUAUUUCUUGCUAGAGAUCUCCAGUUUCAGUCUGCUGCUUUCCUACAAUUUUUUCAGAUUUUAUAAUGUAUUAAAUACAAUAAACUCUGUUUAAAAAAUGA